AUGGCUUCACGCUUUCAAUUGGGGCUUAUGAUCAUGGAGAGGUCCGAUGGAAAGUCUGCUUUGAAUGAGAAUUUCACUCUUCGAAGUCUAAGGCUUUUUGAGCCUGCAUUUGUGGGAGCUGAGGCCACAUUCACUACCAUCGCAGUCUGGGUCCAACUAGUAGGUCUUCCCAUUUCAUUCUAUUACAUGACCACAUUGAAUAGGCUAGGAAAGGAAUGGAAUCUUCGCGUGGACAAAGAGAGAGAAGAGAGGGCUAGGUCAACCUUAUGGAUAGCGUAG
Molecule: messenger RNA, 279 nt
Organism: Dovyalis caffra
Lineage: Eukaryota; Viridiplantae; Streptophyta; Magnoliopsida; Malpighiales; Salicaceae
Source: the annotation of a GenBank genome assembly